Fonsecaea pedrosoi CBS 271.37 is the source of this 1146-nucleotide messenger RNA. RefSeq lists its product as uncharacterized. Lineage: Eukaryota; Fungi; Ascomycota; Eurotiomycetes; Chaetothyriales; Herpotrichiellaceae. The coding region runs from base 1 to 1146 and encodes 381 amino acids. The record is from RefSeq and is a predicted model, not a curated record. The transcript has 3 exons.
AUGUCUUUGCUUAUUUUGCUCCUGAUAGUAUUGUCGAUAUUCUUCUGCUGUCGAUUCUACUUGCAGCAUCCGAAACGAAGGGUUCCCAUCUCGGUCACCAGUGCAAAGCAAAGACCUCCAGUGGCGGGCAACCUCACGGCCCUGGAUUUCGGCAAGAUCAAGCCUUACCAAGGAGACCCGACCCGAGAUGUACCAGCAUAUUCACGCAGUUGGAAGGGCUCGCGCUAUCUGAUGACGAUGGGCAUACGCAAACUCGACGUCAAUGACUGGCUGAUCAUCGACGACUUGUAUCCAUCCGAACAUCGUGACAAAGUCGCACGUCUCCAGACGCCUGAGCGAGAAGUUGUCUUCCAGUAUUUGGAUGGUACUUACGAAGCUUGUCUAGAAGGGCUGGAGAUCAUCGUGCGGUAUCUCACGACCAGAUAUCCACACGUUUUUGUUCUCGAAGGAGAUUAUGUCGUAAACAACCUUAUGGGCGAACGAUACCGAAUUCAAGAGCCGAUGGACAAGCACCCGCUGGAAGUGGCCUCGCUGCUAGUGUACGAAGACGUACAUAUCCUGCAGGAGGGAUCAGACCAGCUCUAUUCCCUGCGAGCAUCAGCCAUGUCUUUUCCUCCGGGUUGGACGGCGGAAGAACGAAUCGGAAUGCCCAUUCGCGAAUUGCAUGCGCCCAUUCCGAUGUGGAAGGAAAAGUUGCAGGUUUCGAUGGAACGGUAUUUUGUCAACAUGAAAGUUGGCGGAGGUGUUCAGCGCAACAACCUGUUCAUGCAGCCGACGCACGAAAAUUAUCAUCCGGGCCGCUUGGACGCGUAUCCACCCUGUCAUUCUAUCAAGCAGGUCCAUCUGAGGAUGGAAUUACAGAGCUUGAUGCGCAUGCCAAAGACACGAGCCCUCCUCUUCACCGUUCACCCAUGGAUCAUCCCCGUGACGGACCUGGCCAACGAGCCAGACAAGCUCGAAAUCUUAUGGAGUCAGAUACGCACCUACCCUGAGAACUUCGCCGAAUACAAGCUACGACAUCUAUGGGGAGACGUCUUUGAAGAAUUUGCGAAGACGGUAUUGAACAAGGCCAGCCCGCACCCGCGAGAUGAAGAAGGGGGAAACUCAAGUGCCCGUGCCCCUUCGAAACCGGCAAUAGGUUUCUAG